AUGUCUUCGUGGGAACGACGGAACUCCAAGGUGGACGACAUGGCCCAGGGCUACGCCAACGAGCUGAUCGCCACCAAUGACACGAUCGCCACCAAUCCCAAGUUCUUCUCCGAACCCUGUGCGAUCUACAUCGACAACAAGAAGGUCUCCUGCCUGGCCUUGGAAUCGGUGGACGAAGCCGUUGUCCUGCCGGAAUUGAUGGAAUACUGGGCAGCCAAAGACCGCCUCGCUCCCGAACACUUCCGAUUGGUGGACUGGCCGAUCGUGCACCGAGCGAUGAAGUCUCUGAGGCCCGCCGAACAGCGCUUCAUGACAAAACACACCGUUGGGAUGUGCGGUGUUGGCAAGUUCCGUAAACAAUGGGGCCUCGACUCCGAGAACCGAUGCCCCUUGUGCGGCCUGGAGGAAGACCACCUACAUGUCCCCCGCUGCCCUUCUGACCCGGCCAAGACCCAGUGGCAGCUCCUACUCCAAGAACUCCAAGAAUGGUUCCAGUCCACCACCACUGCUACGCCCAUCGCCCAAUUCCUCAGGGCCCUCCUUCGCACAAUCCGCACUCCUCACAACCAGCCUCAAACAGAGACUCCGUGA
This is a messenger RNA of Cylindrotheca closterium, 591 nucleotides long. Lineage: Eukaryota; Bacillariophyta; Bacillariophyceae; Bacillariales; Bacillariaceae. The record is from the annotation of a GenBank genome assembly.